Messenger RNA from Chara braunii, 3621 nucleotides. Lineage: Eukaryota; Viridiplantae; Streptophyta; Charophyceae; Charales; Characeae. The record is from the annotation of a GenBank genome assembly.
UCUGGGUCGUUGGGGGAGGUUUGUCGUGUACCCCUCGCAAUUGGUGAGCAAUGGCAUUCGUGUGGAUAUGCUGUCGUUAGGGUUUGAAUGACACUUCUCACACGGGUCUUUUCAAGGUUGGAAAUACCUGCUGGUCGGUUUGGAUUAAGCUGGGUUCUGAAGUGCCUACUGCGGGGCCUAGCUGCUGAAGCUUGGAGUAGGGUAGAGGCUUGAAGGCAGUCGUUGUUGCGGGGGCUUGUUGUGUUUUGGGUUUCUUUUAUUCUCUAUAAUCCGGGGAGGUCGGGGUUGGGUGCCAUGGUUGGCUGGAUUUUCUUAUUUUCCAUUGGAUCAUAAAGGUAUGUGUGCUGCAACGUCAUGCACACAAAUCUAUUGGAGUGCAUUAAUUGUGACUUUUGGCUAUGCUGGUUCAGCACUGGAUCUUUACUGGUCUAAUAUGUCCAUUUGACGGUCUCCCUAUGUUCCAUUAUUAUGUUCCCGGCAGCUGCUAAACGGUUAAGAGUUAAGUGUCCUGUUUUGAAUGGGGAACCUUGGUGGAUUGGUUUAGUAUAUUCAGUAGAAUUGGACUUACAGGGCAAGGCAGGGACGCAUCCUUGGUUGUCAGUCGUGGAAGGUAACCUAGGUGCUUUACAUGGUUGGUGCCACAGCUCUGCGGUGCGUAAGAGUUGGAUGGAUGGGAGAUGCAUGGUUCUUUCUUCAUGAGCGGAAGGAGAAUGCCGGUUUCCAUUAGAGUCCGUAAUGGUUGGAGAAAGACACCCAGUAGUAGGGGGAGGGUGAUGUAUGGUGGACGGACGGGAGAUGCAUGGUUCUUUCGUCAUGAGCGGAAGGAGAAUGCCGGUMUCCAUUAGAGUCCGUAAUGGUUGGAGAAAGACACCCAGUAGUAGGGGGAGGGUGAUGUAUGGUGGGCAAGGGCGAAUGGGUAGCGGAAAUAUGUAAUGGAUUCCCCUUUUCAGCUUUUUUGACCAUCUGGUAGAUUGAUCCUGGAGGUCUGGGUGGUUGGUUGUGUACUUCAUGCUGUUCUUGUAAUACACUCGCUCGUUUUACUGUUGCUGUUUUUCUAGAAAACCUGAUUUUGCUGUAUGAGUCUGCUGACGUGAGUGAGAUUGCCUUUAGCAAUUACAUGAAGCGAAGCAUUGAGAAGCGAUUUUUUGCUGUAUGAAUCUGCCAAACCUUAAUACUUGACUUUUGGCUAUUCCAUUUGACUUUUGAACUAUUGAAUAAUGGAAUGACUGGUACGAUGUGGCUUCUAGUGUGCGCGAGGUUUUAAGUCCGAGGGCGUCCUUUAUACAUCAGCGUGGUUAGGUGAGAUAAUGGUCUGUUGAAGGGUGUGUUAUGUGGAAGUGGCCAUCGCUUCUUGGAACAGGCCGUCUCCUUAUGGCUCUGCUCCUGUGCGAGGUCUUGUGGUUGGUGCAGGAUUCAGAUUCAGGUAGACCAAUUUUUUUCUUCUUCUUCUUCUAUGGUCGUACCCUACUGAUAUCUCUGAAGAAAUGUCCGUACAAGAAUACUCCCCUUUUAUUCUACUUUGUAGAGAUAUUCUGUCUAGAGUGUGUUUGUGUUUGUGUUUGCUAGUGGAAUUGUUUUGCAUAAGGUUGCUUACCCUUUGUUUUCUUUUAGCUGUGAUGAAGAUGUAGACGGUCGGGGCUCUACCAACUGACCGUGUGGAUGGAGGGUGGGCACACUUUCCAUGAUAGGGUUUACUCCAAGGACGAGCAGUCCGUUGUUCCAUGUGGCACAAAGCCGCACAAGUGAUUGAUGCACUUUAUAUUGCAGGAUGGACGAAUGAGGGGAGAGGCUUGUCCUUUAUCUGUGCAGGGUGUUGUAAUAUGCUAAUCUGAUUUGUAAGGAUGUGUUUUAUGCGUGAUCCUUGACAUAUUUGGAAUUCAUGUGCGAUCACCAGUUCUGUCCGGCGUGUGAUGUGGACACUGGGAACCUCCCUCCCUCCUUGUUUGUGUGUGUUUCGUAUUGCAGAGCCUGGGGCUCUCAAAAAAGUCGCGAAUGGUGCUCUGCUGGUGUGAGAGGCGGGAGAUCUUGCUGUUUGUGGAAGAUUGAGGCCUAUUGGAGGCAGCAGCCAUAGACGCAUCCAUGGUUCGAUGGAGAGUCUUCUUCCGGAAGGGUGAGUGGAAUUGCGAGGACGCUUGCUGACGAUUAUGUUGAUUGUUGGGGGAAGAUAUAAUUUCGAAGAUAAUUUUAGGAAGAUAGUUUUGGGAAGAUAAUCUUGAAAAUAAUUUUGGGAAGAUUAUCUUGAAGAUAAUGUUGAAGUCGAUUUUGAUGCUCUUCAGUGAUCACUGAUGUAUGUAGGAGAUGUGUUAGCUGAGAAAUCCUGACUGUCGCAUUUGUAAACCUGGACGCAACUGCUAUGUGAGAGAUGUCAUCGGAAAGGACACUGCCAGGUGGGAAUGCUUUUGCAACCGUGGAAUCUGAAGCUCCCUCGCAAUUGCAGCCAAUCAACGCAGUGCUAGUGCCCUCCGUAGGGGCAGGUAAGGAUUAUUCUUGCACGCCAUGCUAUGGGGAAGUUUUGCAGCGUAGGAUUAUUCUUGGAGAUGAUGAACAGCUUCAGCCUGGAAGUUUUUCCUAUGCUGUGAGAUAUACGAGUUUGGUUGCGUUCACACCGACGGUAUGAUCUGGGAUUAGGUCAGUGAUUGCGGGAGUAGUAAACUGCUGUCUGUGGCAAUUGCAUGAAGUGUUCUUACCGUCUUAUGGUGGACAUGGGCCACUCACGCUAUGCUGUGCUCGUGCCGGAGCGCUGCGACUUCUGUGUGAAUGUUUGGUGAGGCAGGAAUUACGAUGUAAACAUGGAGGAGGUGAAUGCUCGUGCCAUUUUGUGGCCUGCGCUAAUGGCCACUCCCUGCUGUAUGUAAUGGAUUUGAAUUUGCUAGGUUGAGGCCCUGUUUGGUACGCUUUGAUGAAAUUUCGUGGACGGUGUCCUGUCUUAGGAGGCAAAUGCUUUACACAGCGGCUUGUUGGAUGGAUAGCUUAGUAUGCGUCACACACAUGUUAGCACAGCCCGACUGCGGUAAAUCAAACCGACCGUGAGUCAAACCACGACCACCACCUGAUUGAUGAUCAGCCACUGUACGGUGACAUUUUGAAUUUAUGCUGGCUGAUGGUGUGUGGAUCACCUUGAAAUUUUGCGGCACCCAUGCCCGCUCUGAACACUGAUUGUGGAGUUAGUGGAGCUCCAUGAAAUUUGUUAGGAUGUGGUUUGCAUGUUCGCCUCACCUCUGGCGUUUGUUCCAUGGGUGGGAACUCCAGAUACGAGUCUACUGUGGACUGCUUUUCCAUGCUAGAAGGUGCUUUUUUUUGUUAUUAUUAGGAUUAUUAGGAUACAGCGGUUAUGACUGGGUGUUAUAUUCGGGUGGAGGCUGGUACGGUUGGUGGCUAUAGUGCAGAGUCCGUUUGUUGGUUAUUGUAUACCCGUCUUCACCUGAAUAGAAUGCCCAGUCAUUAUUAGGAUACAGCGGUUAUGACUGGGUGUUAUAUUCGGGUGGAGGAGGGUUCUGGUUGUAUUUGCCUCGUGGGGACGAGACACAGUGAGGCAUGAAUCGCAGUCUGACGUUGUCUGUCUGGGGUUGUUGAAUUGUCAUAAUUGAAGAGGAAGCAGCAGGACUCGUGCGCACCGUGAGC